AUGGCAUUCAAGGUAUUUGCACUGGCCACCCUUGUGGUCGUCGCCAUCGCCCGUCCAGAUAGCCCUCCUACCUAUGGCUACUCUGCUCCCACUCCCUCUUAUGCACCACCCGCCAAGUACGACUUCAACUACAAGGUGACCUACAAUGUGAACGGAGACUCCGGUUACGUGGCUGAUGUGACCUACGAGGGAGAGGCUCAGUACCCAUCCCCAAAGGCCUCCUAUGGACCUCCUCAGCCAUCCUACAAGCCGCCCACCCCCUCCUAUGCUUAA
Penaeus vannamei (Pacific white shrimp) is the source of this 273-nucleotide messenger RNA. The record is from RefSeq and is a predicted model, not a curated record. NCBI's taxonomy places the organism in Eukaryota, Metazoa, Arthropoda, Malacostraca, Decapoda, Penaeidae.